Molecule: messenger RNA, 417 nt
Organism: Ostreococcus tauri
Lineage: Eukaryota; Viridiplantae; Chlorophyta; Mamiellophyceae; Mamiellales; Bathycoccaceae
Product: Profilin
Exons: 2
Coding region: 1-417 (138 amino acids)
Cellular component (GO): cell cortex
Molecular function (GO): actin monomer binding
Source: RefSeq, a predicted model, not a curated record
AUGUCGAGCUGGGAUGCCAUGAUCGAUUCGCUGCGCGUGGUGGCGGCUCCGGACGGAACCGCGGCGGGCGCCCUGAGCGCGUGCUGCAUCGCCGACCACGCGGGAAACGUCUGGGGACAAUCCGAACACUUUCCCGGGUUCAACGCCGAGGAGGCGACGGCUUUGAUGGCGCUCUUUGCGAAUCCGAUCGAUCGAGCGAGCGAGGGGAUAGUCAUCGGUGGUUCGCGAUACGUCUUUCUCAACGGCGGCGACGAAGACGGCGUCGUUCGAGGCAAGCGCGGGAGCGAGCACGGCGUCGUCGUCGUCAAGACCAAGACCGCGUUCGUGAUCGGCAUUCACGGCGAUAAUCUCGAGACGCGGCAGGUGAGCGCGCACGUCGAGCAAUUUGGGGACUACCUCUCAUCGCAAGGAAUGUGA